UAGCAACAGGGAAAGUCCUUUGCUCACAGCUCGCCCUCAGAGAUUCUGGCUGCUUGGAUCAUCUGCGACCACCAUGAUCUCCUACUUUCUCUUUCUUGCCAUCUUCCUCUGUGUUGUCGUGUCACAACCAGCCAACAUCACAGAUGAGUUCAACAAGGUUUCGAAGAACCAAACAUUCAGUGUUUUCACAUAUGGAAAUGGUGCAAUAAACCCAAAAAAUGGGACAACAACUUUGUACAAAGAUGAGUUGAAAGACCUUGAUGAACUGGAAAAGAACAACACAUUUUCAGUUAUCUCAGAGGACAAUGAAAAUUUCCAGGACCAGGAGAAUGAAUUCCCAAACAAAGACUGCCACCGGGAUGAUCUGAUAAAGUUCAGUCACGUGUUAUGUGGUGACCCUUUUCAUGCAGAAAUGCAUAAUAUCAGCACAGAUGACUGGUGUGUCCUGAAAAGCAUUAUCAGACCCUACAAUGAUCUCACACGCUGUCUUGAGAUUGUGACCAAUUAUGUCGGCUGCUAUUUUCCAAACUCCGACAAUCAAGACUUCUUCCUCUACAUCCACUCCAGCUACUUCCAGAACUGCACAGAGAAAGCGGAAGAUAUGCUUGAAGAUGCUCCUACCAGCCUGGUUGUGGCACUCACUAUCAUCCCAGUGAGCCUCAUCCCUGUCCUGGUUUGUCUGGUGCUUUGGAAAAGUUAGUAUCUUACUGGCCCACGUUCCAAAGGAUUAGCCUCAGUUUGGAAUAUUUUACCCAUCAAAGUUUUAAAAGACUCUUUGAUUUACUUCUAUCUAUGAAUUAUUAUU
Fundulus heteroclitus (mummichog) is the source of this 805-nucleotide messenger RNA. RefSeq names its product receptor activity-modifying protein 1. Bases 74 to 700 code for a protein of 208 amino acids. Gene Ontology annotation, molecular function: coreceptor activity. Gene Ontology annotation, biological process: cellular response to hormone stimulus; intracellular protein transport; regulation of G protein-coupled receptor signaling pathway. The transcript is spliced from 5 exons. The record is from RefSeq and is a predicted model, not a curated record. Lineage: Eukaryota; Metazoa; Chordata; Actinopteri; Cyprinodontiformes; Fundulidae. Gene Ontology annotation, cellular component: membrane; cell surface; signaling receptor complex.